CCGAGGCGGGAGUCCGAGUGCGCGCGGGUUCCGCAGACGCUCUCCUGGUUCUUUCCGUCGCCGGCUCGCAGUCCCGGGUCGGCCUCCGCCCCGUACGCCUGCCGGGAAGGAAACCCGUGAGAAGGCUCUCGCCACAGCCGACACCUGGUCGGCCCUCGCUCUCCGGACCUUUUGGGGCUUCCGUGGCUUCUUGGUCCCUCGCUGGCCCAGGCGCCAGGCACUUGGUGUUGAGUUACGAAACGUUUGCAAACAUGUCCCGGAUUGAAAAGAUGAGCAUUCUGGGCGUGCGGAGUUUUGGAAUAGAGGACAAAGAUAAGCAAAUUAUCACUUUCUUCACCCCCCUCACAAUUUUGGUUGGACCCAAUGGGGCGGGGAAGACGACCAUCAUAGAAUGUCUAAAAUAUAUUUGUACUGGAGAUUUCCCUCCUGGAACCAAAGGAAAUACAUUUGUUCAUGAUCCCAAGGUUGCUCAAGAAACAGAUGUGAGAGCCCAGAUUCGUCUACAGUUUCGUGAUGUCAAUGGAGAAUGUAUAGCUGUGCAGCGAUCUAUGGUGUGUUCUCAGAAGAGCAAAAAGACAGAAUUUAAAACCCUGGAAGGAGUUAUUACUAGAACAAAGCAUGGUGAAAAGGUCAGUCUCAGCUCUAAGUGUGCAGAAAUUGACCGAGAAAUGAUAAGUGCACUUGGGGUUUCUAAGUCUGUGCUAAAUAAUGUCAUUUUCUGUCACCAAGAAGACUCUAAUUGGCCUUUAAGUGAAGGAAAGGCACUGAAGCAAAAGUUUGAUGAGAUUUUUUCAGCAACAAGGUAUAUCAAAGCCUUGGAAACACUUCGUCAGGUACGUCAGACACAAGGUCAGAAAGUAAAAGAAUGUCAGACAGAACUGAAAUAUCUGAAGCAAAACAAGGAAAAAGCUUGUGAAAUUCGUGAUCAGAUUACUAGUAAGGAAGCCCAGUUAAUAUCUUCAAAGGAAAUCAUCAAAUCCUAUGAAAAUGAACUUGAGCCAUUGGAGAAUCGCCUAGAAGCAAUUGAACAUAAUCUCUCUAAAAUAAUGAGACUUGAUAAUGAAAUUAAAGCCUUAGAAAGCCGAAAAAAGCAAAUGGAGAAAGAUAACAGUGAACUAGAACAGAAAAUGGAAAAGGUUUUUCAAGGUACUGAUGAGCAACUUAAUGACUUAUAUCACAAUCAUCAGAGAACAGUAAGGGAAAAAGAAAGGAGAUUAGUAGACUGUCAGCGUGAACUGGAAAAAUUAAAUAAAGAAUCUAGGCUUCUCAAUCAAGAAAAGUCAGAACUGCUUGUUGAACAAGGCCGCCUACAGCUACAAGCAGAUCGCCAUCAAGAACAUAUCCGAGCUAGAGAUUCAUUAAUUCAGUCACUGGCAACACACCUGGAAUUGGAGGGCUUUGAACGUGGACCAUUCAGUGACAGACAGAUUAAAAAUUUUCACAAAUUAGUGAGAGAGAGACAAGAACAGGAAGCAGAAACUGCCAAGCAGCUAAUGAAUGACUUUGCAGAAAAAGAAACUCUGAAACAAAAACAGAUAGAUGAGAUAAGGGAUAAGAAGACAGGACUCGGAAGAAUAAUGGAACUAAAAUCAGAAAUCCUAAGUAAGAAGCAAAAUGAGCUGAGAAGCGUCAAAUAUGAAUUACAGCAGUUGGAAGGAUCUUCAGACAGGAUUCUUGAACUGGACCGGGAGCUCACAAAAGCUGAAGAUGAGUUAAGCAAGGCUGAGAAAAACAGCAAUAUAGAAACCCUAAAAACAGAAGUGAUAAGCCUUCAAAAUGAGAAAGCAGACCUAGACAAGACCUUGCGUAAAUUGGACCAGGAGAUGGAGCAGUUAAAUCAUCACACGACAACCCGUACCCAGAUGGAGAUGUUAACUAAAGACAAAGCUGACAAAGAUGAACAAAUUAGAAAAAUAAAAUCUAGGCAUAGUGAUGAAUUAACUUUACUGUUGGGAUAUUUUCCUAACAAAAAACAGCUUGAAGAUUGGCUUCAUAGUAAAUCAAAAGAAAUUAAUCAGACCAGGGAUAGACUUGCCAAAUUGAACAAGGAACUAGCUUCAGCUGAGCAAAAUAAAAAUCAUAUAAGUAAUGAGCUAAAAAGAAAGGAAGAGCAGUUGUCCAACUACGAAGACAAGCUAUUUGAUGUUUGUGGUAGCCAGGAUUUUGAAAAUGAUUUAGACAGGCUUAAAGAGGAUAUUGAAAAAUCUUCGAAACAGCGAGCUAUGCUGGCUGGAGCCACAGCAGUUUACUCUCAGUUCAUUACUCAGCUAACAGAUGAAAACGAAUCAUGUUGCCCUGUCUGUCAGAGAGUUUUUCAAACAGAGGCUGAAUUACAAGAAGUCAUCAGUGAUUUGCAGUCUAAGCUGCGGCUUGCUCCUGAUAAACUCAAGUCAACAGAGUUAGAGCUAAAGAAAAAAGAAAAGCGUCGAGAUGAAAUGCUAGGGCUUGUGCCCAUGAGGCAAAACAUAAUUGAUUUGAAGGAGAAGGAAAUACCAGAAUUAAGAAACAAACUGCAGAAUGUCAAUAGAGACAUACAGCGCCUAAAGAAUGACAUAGAAGAACAGGAAACACUCUUGGGUACAAUAAUACCAGAGGAAGAAAGUGCUAAAGUAUGUCUGACAGAUGUUACAAUUAUGGAGAGGUUCCAGAUGGAACUUAAAGAUGUUGAAAGAAAAAUUGCACAACAGGCAGCUAAACUACAAGGAAUAGAUUUGGAUCGAACUGUUCAACAAGUAAACAAGGAGAAACAAGAAAAACAACACAAAUUAGAUACAGUUUCCAGUAAGAUUGAAUUGAAUCGUAAGCUUAUACAGGACCAGCAGGAACAAAUACAACACCUAAAAAGUACAACAAAUGAGCUUAAAUCAGAGAAACUUCAGAUAGCCACUAAUUUGCAACAUCGUCAGCAGCUUGAGGAGCAAACUGUGGAAUUAUCCACUGAAGUUCAGUGUUUACACAGAGAGAUAAAGGAUGCUAAAGAGCAAGUAAACCCUUUGGAAACAACAUUGGAAAGGUUCCAACAGGAAAAAGAAGAAUUAAUCAACAAAAAACAAGCAAGCAACAAAAUAGCACAGGAUAAACUGAAUGAUAUCAAAGAGAAGGUUAAAAAUAUUCAUGGCUAUGUGAAAGACAUUGAGAAUUACAUUCAGGAUGGAAAAGAUGACUAUAAGAAGCAAAAAGAAACUGAACUUAAUACAGUAAUAGAUCAACUAAGUGAAUGUGACAAACAAAAAGAAAAGAUAAAUAAAGAAAUGGGAAUCAUGAGACAAGAUAUUGAUACACAGAAGAUACAAGAAAGGUGGCUACAGGAUAACCUUACUUUAAGAAAAAGAAAUGAGGAGCUAAAAGAAGUUGAAGAAGAAAGAAAACAACAUUUGAAAGAAAUGGGUCAAAUGCAGGUUUUGCAGAUGAAAAGUGAACAUCAGAAGUUAAAAGUGAAUCUAGACGAUAUAAAAAGAAAUCGUGAUUUGGCAUUAGGGCGACAGAAAGGAUAUGAGGAAGAAAUUAUUCGUUUUAAGAAAGAACUCCGAGAACCUCAGUUUCGGGAUGCUGAAGAGAAGUAUAGAGAAAUGAUGAUUGUCAUGAGAACUACAGAGCUUGUGAACAAGGAUCUGGACAUUUAUUAUAAGACCCUUGACCAAGCAAUAAUGAAAUUUCACAGUAUGAAAAUGGAAGAAAUCAAUAAAAUUAUUCGUGAUCUUUGGCGAAGUACCUAUCGUGGACAAGAUAUUGAGUACAUAGAAAUCCGCUCUGAUGCUGAUGAGAACGUGUCAGCCUCUGAUAGAAGGCGGAAUUAUAAUUACCGAGUGGUGAUGCUGAAAGGAGAUACGGCUUUGGACAUGCGAGGACGAUGCAGUGCUGGACAAAAGGUGUUGGCCUCCCUCAUCAUCCGCCUCGCACUGGCUGAAACAUUCUGCCUGAACUGUGGCAUCCUUGCCUUGGAUGAGCCAACGACCAAUCUUGACCGAGAAAACAUUGAAUCUCUUGCACAUGCUCUGGUUGAGAUAAUAAAAAGUCGCUCACAGCAGCGUAACUUCCAGCUUCUGAUAAUCACUCACGAUGAAGAUUUUGUGGAACUCCUGGGACGUUCUGAAUAUGUGGAAAAAUUCUACAGGAUUAAGAAGAAUAUUGAUCAGUGUUCAGAGAUUGUGAGCCUGCGGGACUCGGGAGCAGCACAGCUGGACCCGGCCUAUUUCCAAGUCUGGGAAUGUGUGGCUCUUCAGCAGACGGUACGCACUUCUGACAUUUUGAAACUCCUGCUAAAUAGUAUAUCUGAAUGUAUUUCCUUGCAUGCGUUUAAAGAAGACCUGAGCUAUCAGUAUUCAUGUCUGGCCCUGCUUUAACCUUAUAAAUCAUGCAAGUGACCUCCCUGUCUUGGCUUUCUUUAAGCUGAAUGGGGGGGGGUCUCAAGGUUUGAUAGGAAUUUUCAAUAAUUAUCUAAUUGAACACUCACCAUCUUUCCUCCCCACACAUCCCUGCCAGUCAUCCUGACUCAGGGCUCAGAGUGGGGAAAGAGGAAAUUUCUCACUUCAGGCCUUGUCAGUCUGCUCUGUCACCUGUGAAUUGGCUCAACUUCACCCUCAAUCGCAGCUACUCUACCAGGGCAGAUGCCGGUAUGGGAACUGAGCCAGGCUCACCCACAGGCGUGCCCUCCUCCCAGUGCUCCAGUCACCAGUUCAGAUGAAGCCCAGUCACACUUGGCCCUGAAAUUGUUGGCUAGCCUUUUGCACACAUGGCUGUACAAGGUACAAUCAAGUCAUACACUUUUGAAUUCACUGUGUGGAGUUUUGUCUCUCAAAGUGAGUCACCCUUCAACAGCCUCUCCCAACUAGAAUGCAGAGGAGGAUCGUGCCGCAAAGUCCUAGAUAUGUGUGCGGGGCUCAGUAGUGGCCUGCACUGUUAUGGAUGGAAGUCCUCAUUUCUGGAACCUGUCGGUGUUACUUUAUGUAGCAAAGGGGACUCUGCAGAUGUGAUAAAGCUGUGGAUCUUGAGAUACAAAGGUUACCCUAGUGGGUCCUAAAGGUGAUCAUGAGUAUCCCCAAUAACAGUGGUGGAUGUUGGGCUAAGGAGGUGGCCUCGUGUUGGUGGAUGCAGACUGGAGUGAGGUCACAUUGACGAUAGAGGAAGGGGCUACAAAGCCAAGGGAUUUGGGCAAUUAAAAGUAAAAAAGCUAAAGCAGCAGAUUUCCCCUCAGAGACUUCAGGAGGGGCCAACCCUGCUGACACCUAGAUUUGAGCUCACAUGUUAAACUGCUGCAUUUACGGUAAUUUAUUCCAGCAGCACUAAGAAACACAGUAGCAUCUAAAAUAAUACUAGUUAUGCACUGUCCUUGAAGGAACUGAGAGAGGAUUGCUGAUUUAACUCAUGCUGUAUUCAGCAGUUCACAUGAAAAAGCCUGGUUAAAAAUGGGGCUCCGGGCCCUCAUCCAAGCCCAUUUGGGGAGGGGCAAGUGCAGGACCACCACUCAAGCUACUUGGUCCUAUCCGCUCUCAUGACAAAGUCCAGUCAUCCUACUUAGCUUUGACAACCUAAAAUUACACUUCACUGGACUCGCAUAAUCUUGACUACAAUGACACUAUGAGGAACAGAGCAGACCAUUCGCAAUGAGGGCAUAGGUCCAGGAACUCAAUUCAUUAAGAGCUAAUCAGUGCCAGUCUCAUACUAAAGCAGACACAACAGUGAAGGUGUGUUUAUCCCAAGAAUGCAAGAAUGUUUCAGAAAAUGAUAAAUCUGUUCAUAAAUCAUCACCAGUAAAAUGAAGCUGGGGGGGUAAAUUUGGAUACCUAGACAGUAUUUCCUAAAUAUUAGUUGUCAUCAACUCAGUAGCCAAUAUUUUACAUUAAAUAUUAAAACCAGGUACUUUCUAUUAAUGUUUCUGAAAGCUGUAGUCAGUGCAGUAAAGAAUGACAAGGCCAGUACCAAAUAAAUACAGAUGGUAUACCAAAAUUAUGAUUUAUAAAUGGAAAGGCUUCCCAGUUACAGAUCUCUCCCACCCCACCUACCAUACACACAGGAUGCUGCUUGCUGCACACCCCUUUUGAGAGAGGCAGCUUUCACCUCCAGAGCCUUUACAUUUUGGGGUUUGGAAGUAGGAUAGUACUCUUCUUGUUUCUAGACUGGUCUCCAUUAAUACCUCCUCUGCACACCUGAAAUGAGCCAGCAUAGAGCAUGGAAAUUAAGAAGGAACCAGGCUGACUGUGGUACCUCGGUUCAGGAAUGCUAUUAUUUGCAAACAAUUUGGUUCACAGAGCAUUUGGCAAAAUUUUUUGUUUGCAAACUCUGCAUCAGAUGAUAAACACAACCAUGGCCGUCUUUCCCACAUAAAUGUGGCCAUCUUUUCUAAAAUCAGAACAAAUUUAAGGUCGUGAGCUGAAGUACUGCAGUUUCUUUUUUCUUUUUUUUAUUUUUUUUUUUUAACUACUGCAGUUUCUUUCACUUGUGUCUCUGUUUCUGUAACACAGGUAAAAUGAACUUGUCCUACAGUAUUGUUCCAAAGAUUACAUAGCUUUUACAAAGUGCUUACAACUACUUAGCAUAUAGUAAACAGGUGUUUGUUCAAGAAGAGCCUCUUCAAUUUACGAUUUCUUGUCCCAGUAUUUUUAGUCCCCACCUUGGUCAUUCCAUGUAAACUGAAGAUUUCAGCUGCCCAUUCCCUGCCAACUACAAAGUAAUUUCAUACUCACUGGUGAUUUCAGCAUCUGUGUGAUGAUCUCACACCACUCCCUACCCGCAGCUCCUUGAACUCAGUGAGAAGACACUGCCAGCUAUGGUCUUGCUGUGGGGCCCUGUCCUUUGAAUUACAGGCACUGUGACUCGAGCUCAGUGCUGAACGUCUCCCUUUCCCAGUAAUCCCUUAGCCUCUUGACACUUCACUCCCAGAAAUCCUCUGACCCCUCCAAGAUGUCAGACCAUUGAUUCUGUCUUUCCCUCAUGCCUUUACUUUUGCUACAGCUUCAAUUUUGUUGCCAUCCUAUAUUAGUGACACCUUCAUGGUGUCAUCCUUCCAUCCUCUCUGCUGGCUCCUCCCAGACGUGGAGGCCACUGCUCCUUUCUCUGUAGGCCACUUCCUCUGCUGUGUCCUCAUUUUCCUGACCUCUUGAUGUCGCUACACUUCAAUGCUCGGAUUAAGUCUGCCCUUCUUUUCUCUCUGCCUUUUAUCUCAUGACCGCAUCGACUUGCAGCUUUCCAGUUACUCCCUUAGUUUGGGUUCUCUCAGGAAAGAACCUGGAGCAGUGCUUCAAGUGACAACAGUUAGUGGGAGACCAACUGGUACGCCAGCUUCCACGGUGGACAGUCGCAGCUUAAUCUCAGAACGACUGGGAAAUUAGGUGAAAUACACACUUCAGCAUUAUCUUGCCUGUGGGGCAAGAGCUCGGGCUGUUCAUGUGCCAACCUCUAGUUACUGAGGGACAUUCCAGCCUGGCUGGCUCUGUGCCAGCAGAGCUGCCUCCCACAGUUUAAAAACAAAAGCCAAACAGGUACAGAUCAUGGCGGCAGCACGGGCAGUUCCUAGGCAAAGUGUGAGAGCUGCAGCAAGCCACCAGUACACUGUGACUCCGAUGCCCGUCUUUGGGCCAGAUCCCUAAGUCCCGACUUACUCAGCCUCCUGUGGGCAGCUGGACACCCAUAUGCUCUUGAGUGACACCCAAAACAGGACGACCUCAAACAGUCAUCCCCACCAAGCAUGUCCCACAGGUUUUCAAUUAAUGGCAACUCCAAUCUAACAACUGCUUAUGCAAAAAACAUGGCAACUGGGGCCAGGAAUUUAGCUCAGUGGUUCCUCCGCCUGCCCCGCAAGCGCAAGGUUCUGAGUUCGAUCUUUUUUACAAAAAAAAAAAAAAAAACAUGGCAACAUCCUUGAUUCUCGUGUUUACCCCACACCAAUCCAUCAUUUAACACUAUGGGUUCCAUUUUCAAAAUGCUUCCAGGAUCUGACCAUGACUUCAACAAGCUGCACUGCUGUAGUCCGAGCUACUACUAUCUCUAAUGUAAAAUAUCUUGAGUACCUGCCUAACUUCUCUCAUUGACUUAGUCCUUCUCCCCACUGUUCUCAAUGCAGCAGCCAGAGAUCUUUUUAAAAGGUACAUUAAGGGCCAGGGAUGUAACUCGGUGGUGCUGCUGCCUGCCUCACAAGCACAAGGACCCAGUUCCAUCCCCGGUACCAAAAAAAUAAAAGUUACAUCAAGCAAAUGCAGUUUUUCUCACAGGGGUACAGGGAACAGCUCAGAAACUUUUAAAAGUGCUCCUUGAUAUACAUGGAGUUACUACACAUUAUAAGCUGAAAAUUGAGUUCAAAAACACUAGACUGAAUUGAAUAGAAUGAAUCUGCCAAAUACCAUAGCAACACGGUCCCUCAAGUACAGAGUCUCUUGUUCUCAAGAUCACAGGGCUGGUGGGGUCACUGCUCUGCCCAGCAUCAUGGAGGAGUACAGCAUAGCACUGGUCCAGCAAAGGUUCAAAAUUCAAACUGUACAGUUUCUAUUAAGUGUACGUUGCUUUCAUACUGUCAUAAAGUCAGUUCAAAAUUAAACCAUAGUCAUAAUGGAUCUGUGAAAUACAAUAAAAAUAGUGUUUUACAAAUACUACACUGAAAAACAUUGCCGUUCUCAAAAUACUCUCCCUUUGAACACAUCCCAACACUUGCCACUUACUGAGAUAGCUCUGGAAGCACUCUUUCGGGAGAGUUUUUAGUUGCACUGCUGUGGCUACUUUGAGAUCAUGAAGUGAUUUGAGGCAUUUACCUUACAUGGUUUUUUUGCUUUGGGGAGCAGUCAGAAGUUGCACAGUGCCAGAUCAAGUGAAUAAUAAGGUAGAUGAAGACACGUUUUUACGAGACUGCCUCUCCCCUGGAUGCCAUUUGGCAGCAGCAUUUGUCAUUUUUAUCAUGCCUCGUAAGGUAUGAAGAGGACCGCUGGAACUGCUUUAGAAAGUGGCAAGCAUGGUGGGCUGUGUGUCUGAAGUGAGGGGGAAGAUUUUGAGAGCUGAUGGCAGUGUAUCUUUUUUAGAACAAAACAUUCACUGUAUUUUGAUCACUGCUGUGUAUACACUAAAAUACAUAAACAUGAUAACUACAUUUUCUGAGUAGACCUAUAACAAGGAAAGAUAUUAAAUAGUAAUUAAACAAAACACAGGGCCAGGAUUUAGCUCUGUGGCGCCACACCUGCAUCCCAAGCACAAGGUCCUGAGUUUGAUCCCCAGUAAAAAACAAAAUUCCAACAAAGCAAACCCCAGGCCCAGUGGUAUGUAUCAGACAUUUAACAGAAUAAUAUCAACACUUCUCAGACUCCUUCAAAAAUAGAAAAGGAAGGAAUACUACCCAAAUUCUACAAGGUCAACAUUACACUGAUAACACCAGACAUAAUACCACAGGAAAGGAAACCAGAGAACAAUUAUGAAAUUAUAUGUUAGCAAAAUAAUAGCAAACCAAGUCCACCAAUACAAAAAUGUACAGAUCACAAAAGAAAACUUUGGUAACCUGGGCUGCAUCAAAAUUUAAAACUGCGUCAAAGGAUACAAUCAGUAGGACACUUGCAGAAUGGAGAGAAAUAAUUUGCAGAUUAUAGUAUAUCUAAUGAGUUAAUAUUCAAAGUAUGUAAAGAACUCAACAGUGCAACAGUAUUUUAAAAAUUACUUGGGCAGUGGGUUUCAACAGGAAUGCCAAAGAAGACACAUGACCAAAAGCACACAGGAUGGUCAGCAUCAGUAAUUAUUAGAGAAGAGCAAAUCAUAACCACAGUGAAAUGCACCUUGCACCCAUUAGAUUAUCACCAAAAGAAGACGGGAAGUAGGGAGAAAAGAGAGAAAAGGAGCAGCGUUGGUGAGAGUGUGGAGACUGGAAUCUUCAUGUAACGUUAGCAGAGUGUAAAAUGGUGCCACUGCUGUGUGGUUCCUCAAAAAUGCAGACGUUUCUAAUAUAAUUCCUUAUAAUAGAGUUACUACAGGAUUCAUCAAUUACAUUCUGGGUGUGUAUCUGAAAAUUUUAGAAACAACAUAAAGACAGGUUUCAGUUCAAAAGAAGGAAAAGCAGUGUCUGGAAGAUAAACAGGCACACCCUUACUGCCAGCCUUACCGUAGCCAAGAGGUAGAAGCAGCCCACAUAUCUAUGGAUAGAUGAAUAAAACGUAGCAUUUGUGCAAUAGGAUCUUACCUUUAAAUAAGGAAGGAAAUUGUAACAUGCUACAGUGUGUAGGAAGCAUGAGGAUAUAAAGCUAUAAAAUAAGCCAGUCGGUAAAGGACAAAUAUUGUAUGAACCUGUGUACAGGAAGAACCUAGAGUAGCCAAAUUCAUAGAGACUGAAGUGAAAAGGCGUUCACAAGGGGCCAAGGGUGAGAGUUUUAAAUGGCAUGGUUUCUGUUUUGCAAGAUGAAGAGCUCUAGAGAUCGGUUGCACAACAUGAGUGUACUUGAUCAUGAACUGUACCCGUUAGUGAUUUAAGAUGGUAAAUUUUAUAUGUAUUUUACCAUAAUUAAGUGAAAUACAUAGACACUGAACUAUAGCUAUGUCCAAGUAUGUAGGUUAGUGUGUGUACAUGUAUUGUUAUGUCCACCAAGAGGGCUGAGAUGGGAAGACACCUGGUAGUGAUGAGCACAUUUUUUGCCCUGAUCUUGAUUUUAAAAUACCCUCUUUAAGGAAGCCUGCCUCCCUGGAGAAGCAGCCAAUUCAAACAAUAUAGGACCUAACCUGAAAUAACUCCUAAUGACCAAGGGGGAACAGUUUUAGAAACAAUAUAAAGACAGUUGUCUUAGUUACUUUUCUCAUUUCUGAGACAAAAUAUCUGACACCCAAAAUUAAAGGAG
Messenger RNA from Fukomys damarensis (Damara mole-rat), 10796 nucleotides. RefSeq names its product RAD50 double strand break repair protein (gene Rad50). The coding region runs from base 252 to 4343 and encodes 1363 amino acids. Gene Ontology annotation, biological process: telomere maintenance via recombination; double-strand break repair; telomere maintenance via telomerase. The record is from RefSeq and is a predicted model, not a curated record. The transcript is spliced from 26 exons. Gene Ontology annotation, molecular function: ATP hydrolysis activity; double-stranded telomeric DNA binding; single-stranded telomeric DNA binding. Gene Ontology annotation, cellular component: Mre11 complex; nucleus; condensed nuclear chromosome. Lineage: Eukaryota; Metazoa; Chordata; Mammalia; Rodentia; Bathyergidae.